Molecule: messenger RNA, 1671 nt
Organism: Nanorana parkeri
Lineage: Eukaryota; Metazoa; Chordata; Amphibia; Anura; Dicroglossidae
Product: cytochrome P450 4F22
Exons: 13
Coding region: 75-1664 (529 amino acids)
Molecular function (GO): heme binding; iron ion binding; monooxygenase activity
Source: RefSeq, a predicted model, not a curated record
GUUCAUAGGAAAAGUCCUUUGCCGUAGAAGACUUAUGUAUUUGAUCUGGUACUGAAGUUAUUUUGUAUGACAGAAUGUUGCCCAUAGUGGAUCAUGUGCUGGAUGCACUAAAUGUGGAGCACACCACAUUCAGAAUCUUUGCCGUCACUGCCUUGCUUCUCCUCUCUGUUGUUGUCAUUCUUCAGACCUGCCUCAAGGUGGUGCUGUUUGUGAACGCAUAUAUCACCAAUGUUCAAAGAUUGCGCUGCUUCCCAGAGCCUCCAAGGCGAAAUUGGUUUUUGGGACACCUAGGAUUGUUUUUGCCUAAUGAAGAGGGUUUGAAUGAAGUCAGCAAGCUAGUCACAACAUUUUCCUACAGUCUGAAGACAUGGAUGGGACCUGCCUUGCCUUUAAUCUCGCUUGUUCAUCCGGACACCGUUAAAACAAUGGUAUCAGCUUCAGCUCUCAUUGCCCCCAAAGAUGAACUAUUUUAUGGCUUUCUAAGACCCUGGCUAGGAGAUGGCCUUCUACUCAGUCGUGGGGAGAAAUGGGGACAGCAUCGUCGUCUCUUGACCCCUGGAUUUCAUUUUGAUAUCCUAAAAAAUUAUGUGAAAAUCUUCAACCAAAGCACUGAUAUUAUGCAUGCCAAAUGGCGCCGACUGUGUGUAGGAGGCCCAGUUUCGCUGGAUAUGUUUGAACACAUCAGCCUGAUGACGUUGGAUUCACUUCUGAAGUGCACGUUCAGCUAUGACAGUGACUGCCAAGAGAAACCAAGUGAUUAUAUUGCUGCAAUAUAUGAGCUCAGCUCCUUAGUGGUGAAACGUGAACACUGUCUUCCCCACCAUUUUGAUUUAAUUUACCGAUUCUCCUCCAAUGGAAGAAAGUUCAGACACGCAUGCAAUAUAGUGCACGAUUUUACUUCAGGUGUGGUACAGCAGAGGAAGAAAGCACUACAAGAGAAGGGGGCAGAGAGCUGGAUAAAAUCCAAACAAGGGAAGACCACAGAUUUCAUUGACAUUCUGUUACUCUCAAAGGAUGACAACGGAAGACAGCUCUCUGAUGAAGAGAUGAGGGAUGAGGUUGACACCUUUAUGUUCGAAGGACAUGAUACCACAGCCAGUGGACUGUCCUGGAUCAUGUAUAACUUGGCUCGUCACCCUGAAUAUCAAGACAAAUGUAGAGAGGAGAUCAAAGAAUUAAUUAAAGGGAAAGACACAACCCACUUGGAAUGGGAUGACCUGUCUCUGCUGCCAUUUAACACAAUGUGUAUCAAGGAAAGCCUUAGACUACACCCUCCUGUAACAGCAGUGUCCAGAAGGUGUACUGAGGAUAUCACUCUUCCGGAUGGGAAAGUCAUUCCUAAAGGAAAUAUCUGUCUCAUAAGUAUAUAUGGAACCCAUCACAAUCCUGCUGUAUGGCCAAACCCUGAGGUCUAUGAUCCAUACCGUUUUGAUCCAGCACAAGCACAGGAGAGGUCCUCACAUGCAUUUGUGCCUUUCUCUGCUGGGCCAAGGAACUGUAUAGGACAAAACUUUGCCAUGGCUGAGAUGAAAGUAGUUCUGGCACUCACACUUUUGAAUUUCAAAGUGAGCCUGGAUCCAACCAAGACAGUGCGCCGAAAGCCAGAACUGAUCCUACGAGCUGAAGGUGGGCUCUGGCUUCAAGUAGAGGAACUUAAACCUUAAUGUUACG